Rhopilema esculentum is the source of this 2322-nucleotide messenger RNA. RefSeq lists its product as uncharacterized. Gene Ontology annotation, biological process: endoplasmic reticulum unfolded protein response; regulation of transcription by RNA polymerase II. Gene Ontology annotation, cellular component: nucleus. The record is from RefSeq and is a predicted model, not a curated record. Gene Ontology annotation, molecular function: RNA polymerase II cis-regulatory region sequence-specific DNA binding; DNA-binding transcription factor activity, RNA polymerase II-specific. Lineage: Eukaryota; Metazoa; Cnidaria; Scyphozoa; Rhizostomeae; Rhizostomatidae.
GUUACUCAUUCUUUCAUCGAUAUAUUUGUGGUUGGUGAAUGUUUACUGUUAUGCUGGAGAUAUAACUUGAUAAAAAUGCCUAAUUUUAUAGACAAUAGGCAGUCGGUAAAGGUGACAGAAGGUGUUUUAGAAUCCAGUCUUCUUUAUCCUUACGACUACGAUUCUUUUGCUGAAAAGUUAAAUGAUGAAGAUAAAAAUUGGGAUUUGGAGAGCAUGAUAUCAGAUCCUUUUGAAACGCUACAAAAUAAUUUGUCAGGAAAUGAAGCUGAAAAGUCUAAUGAUACAUCAUGGGAUGCUAUCAAUGCAUGGCUGUUUGACUCUUCAGAUAUUUUGACAAAAGAUAUAAAACAAGAGUCGUUGUCCCCAACACAUACAUCAUCAUCAUCAGUUGUCUCUGAAAUUGAGAUUGAAAAUGGUAUAGCUUCUGCACCUCAACAGGCAGUUCAAACUUUUGAUAUAAACAACUUGAUGAGCCCACUUGCCACUCAGACCAAUAUAACUGCACCGCAGCAUUGUAUUUCUAAUGGUGAUCUGAGCAUGAAUGCAGCAGAUAGCACUGUGCAGAUGUUGAAUAAUGCAAUUCACCAAUUAUCUGCAAGUUUGAAUGAUUCCCAGUACAAAGUUUAUCAGAAAUUCAUUCCAAUCAAACCAAAGGUAGAAAAGCCUGACAUUGUGGAUGAAAAGCCGCCUGUUGCGAUUUCGAACAUUACUUUUCCUUCAAAAGCAUCUCCAUCAUCACCUAAUAGCAUUGUAACGGAUCAACUCGCUAAUCAAAAUGAUAAACCAAAAUCUUCAUCAAAACGGAGAUUGAAUUCAGAAACAGACUUUGAGCAAAAGAAGUCAAGAAAACAGAAUCGAAUGGCAAGGAACAGGGAAUCUGCCCUGCAAUCGAGGCAAAAGAAAAAGGAGUGGAUGCAGACAUUAGAAAUGAGACUUUCUGCUUUGUCAAACGUCAACUGCCAAUUGAAAUUCGAAAAUGAUGCUCUAAAAGAGAAGAUAAGAUCUCUGGAAUCAGAGAACUCUGAGUUGAAGACAAAGAAGCAAAUAGACGUUCCUGAUUUGGCUAAGAAGACUUCAUGUGUUCUUGUUCUUUUCGUGUUUCUCGCUAUCAACGUGAAGCCAUUAAGCAAUCUAUCGUCCAUGCAAGGCGAUUCGCUGCAGCCCUACCAGAGCCCAAUGCGCCAUGGCCGUUAUUUACUGGAACACAGCAAGGACACGGACCAAGAAGCAGUAAACCAGAACAUUGCUUUCAAUAAAGAGGACUCAAAGCGACUUGCUUCCGAUGGUCUUAUGGAUAUUUUAGACAGAAAUGUCAUUCGAAAGAUCAAGAGGUUGUACCGGCUUCAAGACAGGAUUAAAAGAAAGGAAAUUGCUGCAGAAAUGCACAGUGUCUCUAUGCAACAGAAAGCAAACGAAACCAUGGAUGAUCCCAACUGCACGAUGAGUUGUAACAAGACGGAAGUUGUCAGGCUAAAUGAGGCACUAGAACGCCUUGUCAAAGUACCUAAAAAGAAAACCAAAAAAUCAAAAAGCAAGAAACUUUCAGAAAAGGCCGUGAAGUUAAAUGCCUUGAAAACAUUACUGAUGCCUGGUGUCAAUUGCUCUGACUCCGCUAGUAAUACUGCCAACUGCUCAAGAAACAUGACAAGUAGAGGCAACACAUCUGUUCGUAGACAGCCUCCACCUAUAAGUUCCAAUAACCGUGUGACCAAGCCCAAUGAGCUGCAAACAAUUCAGUAUGACUGGAGUGUUUUCGAAAGAUUUCAAAAAUCAAUCCACCGUGAACCAGAUACGUUUUACUUCGUCUCGUUUAGAAGGGAUCAUAUAUUGCUGCCGCCAUUGCAGUUAAACGAAACGCAACGUCCUCGUGUUUCUUUUAUCUUCCCAAACUCGAACAAAACACACUCCAUUUGGAACAGUUCUGACGAAAAAGUUUCUUUGAUAAAGAUUGACUGUCAAGUUAUGGAUACAAAGAUUUUCCAGAUCUCGAAGCAAAACAUCCCUAGAUUCAAUUUACCACUGAGCAGCUUCUUUCUGAAACAAACAUGAUCGAUUUUUCAAAGAGAACGUAUUUUCUUAAAUUGUUUCAUAGUAUGGUAGUAACUUUAGAUUAAUAUCAAUUUAAGAUAUGUUAUUGGAAUCCCAUCGCACUUUAUGUCAGUUUGUUUUAAAGCUAAGAAGAGCUUCAGUUGAUUGUUAAAGAGUUUUGUUCCUAUUUGUUACAUAUUUCUUUGAAAUUGUCAGUCUUCGAUUUUUGCACUGUUUUAGUGAAAUCUGUAAUGUUGAUGUUGUAGUUAAAGAGAAUUCAAUUACGUUACCUUG